Oppiella nova is the source of this 1739-nucleotide messenger RNA. The record is from the annotation of a GenBank genome assembly. Lineage: Eukaryota; Metazoa; Arthropoda; Arachnida; Sarcoptiformes; Oppiidae.
AAAAAGUCAUUUGUUUUACAGUGCAUUUGAAAAUGAAUUUAUCGGUAUUUGUGUCGUUAAUAACAUUACUUGUUAUGAGAAGUGAUGGCAAACCAUCAAAAGAUGACUCCAUUAUCACAAACGAGGAUAAGGCGAAGGAGUAUCUGAAAGAAGUGAAUGGAAGAAUGGAAGUGGAGUAUAGGAAGCAGUCGGAGGCAUGGUGGGGCUACUCCACUGAUAUGAAUAAUCGCACACUGGAAGCACAGACCAAAGCUAUGGAAGCAUUUGAUGAGUUCCAGAAGAAGCAGGCAAUUGAGACAAAGAGAUAUAAUUGGACUAAUUUUGAUGAAUAUAAUCGGAGACAGUUUGACAGGUUGGCUCUCAUUGGGACGUCAGCUCUCAGUGAAAAGGACAGUAAAACAUUUACUCGAGUGACCACAGAAAUGGAGACAAUAUAUAGUAGCGCCAAGAUAUGCGUGGCCGACAAAUGUGAUCUUGAAUUAGACCCUGAUUUGGAGAAACUAAUGGCUGAGUCUAAAGAUUACGACAAAUUACUAGAGGCGUGGGUUAAAUGGAGGGACGCGUCGGGAAAACUAAUGCGAAAAAAUUAUAUUAAAUAUUAUCAUUUAGGCAAUAAAGCGGCCAAACUUAACAAAGUGCUCAAUAGAGAGUUCAAAACAUUGGACGAUAUUUGGCUCUACAGUUGGGAAACGGAUGAUAUUAGGGAGCAAACGGCUAAACAAUUGGACCAAAUGUUACCAUUCUAUCAGAAGAUUCACGCAUUUGUGAGAAUGAGGUUAGAGAAGGCAUUCCCCGACAAAAUGCCUAAAGACCGCACAAUACCCGCACAUCUGUUGGGCAAUAUGUGGGCCCAACAGUGGGGUAACAUUAUGAAUACCGUGCCCGGAGUGGAUCCCUUUCCUAGUUUGGCACCUAUUGAUGUGACAAAUGAAAUGAAAGCACAGAAAUAUACGGCGAAAAGAAUGUUUGAAUUAUCGGAACAAUUCUUUGUUGACUUGGGUUUCGAGAAAAUGACUCAAAAAUUCUGGGAAAAGUCUGUUAUUGAGAAACACAAGGAUAAUAGAUCGAUGGUCUGUCACGCGUCCGCCUGGGACUUCUAUACCCAGGAUGACUUUAGGAUCAAACAGUGCACUGAUGUCGAUAUGGAGGACUUGAUUAUAAUCCACCACGAAAUGGGUCACAUCGAGUAUUUCAUGCAAUAUAGGGCACAGCCGGCUGUAUAUCGUGACGGAGCUAAUCCUGGUUUUCACGAAGCGAUUGGAGAUCUGAUUGCCUUAUCUGUGGCCACACCUAAACAUCUGAACAAAAUAGGACUCUUAAGAAUGGAUGACUCGAUUGAUAUGAAGAAAAUCAAUAUUAAGUUCCAACUGAAGAUGGCUUUGGAUAAACUGGCUUUUCUGCCAUUUGGGUUCAUUGUCGACAAAUGGCGGUGGGAUGUGUUCUCGGGUAAUGUGUCCAAAGAUCACCUGAACCGGCACUGGUGGCAGUUGAGGGGACAAUACCAAGGAGUGUCUCCACCGGUCACCAGAAGUGAGGAUGAUUUUGAUCCCGGUGCUAAAUAUCAUAUUCCGACUAGUGUUGAGUAUAUCCGGUAUUUCGCGGCACAUAUUCUUCAGUUCCAGUUCCACAAAGCUCUGUGCGGUUUCGGUCAAAAGGGAGUUCCUCUGCACGAGUGUGACAUCGAUGGCGACAAAGAGGCCGGAAAUAAACUGAAGUAUGUCUGCCAUCAGAAUACUUGA